Messenger RNA from Effrenium voratum, 606 nucleotides. The record is from the annotation of a GenBank genome assembly. NCBI's taxonomy places the organism in Eukaryota, Dinophyceae, Suessiales, Symbiodiniaceae.
GCCAACCCACCCGGGCCUGCCCGACUCGAGAGCUGGGCCAUGGCAUGGUCUUCGUGAACGUCGGGGGCCGCGUCUUCUGCGCCUCCGAAGACACGCUGCGGCGCUGCGGGGGGUUCUUGGCCCGAGCGUUGGAUGGCACGAUCCCGCUGGACCGCGACCAGGAGGGCCGCCUCUUCCUGGACCGAGACCCCGAGCUCUUCGAGUGGGUCCUGCGCUUCGCGCGGACCGGCGAGAUUUGCAAGGACUUCCCCGGCGCUCUGCAGGCGGAGUUCGACUACUUGCUGCUGGCUUGGCCUGACUGCUGCAUGCGCUGCAAGGUGCGUUUCGACCCGAGUCGCAACACCGACACCUCCUGUCGUCACCACCGCUUCCCAUGGAUGGAGGACUUGGAGGUGUCGAGGGAGGAGAAGCUGUGCUGCGCCUGGCCGGAGCGCUCGGAGAAGGGCUCCUGCAAGAGCUGCGGCGCCGAGCGGCUCGGAGGGAGCUUUGCGGUCGCCAGCUCUUCAGGACCUUCGUGAAGCGCUAUGCCUGCUGCAAGGGCCGCAUGGACGACGCGGGCUGCCGCCGCUGCCGCCACCAAGCGGAGAACGACAUGGCCUAGAGGGG